This is a messenger RNA of Myodes glareolus (Bank vole), 916 nucleotides long. RefSeq names its product hes family bHLH transcription factor 3 (gene Hes3). Gene Ontology annotation, molecular function: protein dimerization activity. Lineage: Eukaryota; Metazoa; Chordata; Mammalia; Rodentia; Cricetidae. The record is from RefSeq and is a predicted model, not a curated record.
AAGACUACCGGCUGGCCCACAGAUCUCCAAGCCUCUGAUGGAGAAGAAGCGCCGUGCACGCAUCAACAUGUGCCUGGAGCAGCUCAAGUCUCUUCUGGAGAGACACUACUCACAUCAGAUACGGAAACGGAAGUUGGAAAAGGCUGACAUCCUGGAGCUGAGUGUCAAGUACAUGAAAAGCCUUCAGAAUUCAUUGCAAGGACUUUGGCCAGUACUCAGUGGGAUCGACCAGCCGUCUGGCUUCCAAGGCUGCUUGCCCGGCGUGAGCCAGCGGCUUCGACGCGGAGAGGAUGGCAGCGGCCUGCGCUGCCCCCUGGUGCUCGAGCGCAGGACAGGCAGUACCAUGGACAGCACCAGCCCGCAGGCGGUCUCUGUUCUCAGGCCCUGCUUCCCGGCCAUCUGGGCCCCUGCUUCCGCUGCAGGUGACUCCCAGUCCCCGCUGUCCCCGUUCCCUUUCCCUAGAGGUCUCCCCGAAUCUUCUACAGACGUUCCCGCACCACAACCAGCGUCAAACUGCCAGACCGAGAACCCGAGACCCGGGCUUGGGGUGUGGCGUCCUUGGUGAGUCCCAGGCAAGGAUUCAGACUCAAGACCCUUCCCCCGCCCCAUCACCCGUUGUCUAGUCUGGGGACACAGAAACUAUUUGAGGCUCCCCUAUGGACCUAUGCAGGAACUCUUUCAAUCGGUGGCCUGGUGGGGCUGUGGAAAAAUCCACGCAGCCACUUGCGGAUGGGGUCUACGUGAAUUCACCCACUCUGGUCCCACCCACCAGCCAGAUCAGCUCCCUUCUCCCACCUCUAGUGGAGCUAGGAGGGGACGUGUGGAAUGUGCCCCUUUCCCAGGGACCCGGGGCUGGUAUUCCGCCCCUGACCCCUCCUCUCCACGACUGCGUCACGGUGGGAAGGUCGCGGUCGCC